CGAGCUCGGAGGAGAAGCGACCACAGGGCUCACUGCCCUUGUAGUCUAGAAUUAUUUAUGUAGCUUAUUUUAUGUAGUUAUGUAGUUACUAACUUGUUGUAGUUCGGGAAUGAGACGUUUACUAAGCUGGGUCGUUAAUGCCCCUCACCUAAUCCGCAGCAUGUGGCUGAUGGUGUCUCCGGUCAGGCUAAAACACUUCACCCCUGUGCUGUGCACGUCGUCUUUCCAGGGAGACGCCACCUGCACCGGGACGCAGGGCAAGAGGCCGCUGCUGUCAGACCCGCAGCAGUUCGACGCUUACUUCGAGGAGCUGGUCACGGAGCUCACCGAGAGGGACUACACGGACCCGGUGCUGGCCGACGCCCUGAAGAGGCUGAGAGAGGUUCUGGUGUACAACGCGCCCGGUGGGAAACGGAACCGAGGGCUGUCUGUGAUUGGCUCGCUGCGGGAGCUUGUCCCGCCCUCUCAGCUCACCCAGGACACUGUGCAGCGGGCUCUGCUGGUCGGCUGGUGCAUUGAACUGCUUCAGGCGUUUUUCCUUGUGGCAGACGACAUCAUGGAUGGAGCUGUAACUCGAAGAGGAAACCCCUGCUGGUACAAGAAGGAGGGAAUCGGAUUGGACGCUAUCAAUGAUUCAUUUCUUUUGGAAGGAUCGAUCUACAGACUACUUCGCAGACACUGCAGGGAUCAACCCUACUACGUUCACCUGCUGGAGCUGUUUAAUGAGGUCUCUUUCCAGACGGAGCUGGGUCAGGCUCUGGACCUCAUGACUGCUCCGCCCGGUAAGAUUGACCUGGGCAGAUUCUCCAUGCAAAGAUACAAAGCUAUUGUGAAAUACAAGACGGCCUUCUACUCAUUUUACCUCCCGGUGGCAGCGGCCAUGUACAUGUCAGGAAUCGACAGCGAAGUGGAACACAGUAACGCCAAGCACAUCUUACUGGAGAUGGGAGAGUUCUUUCAAAUCCAGGAUGAUUACCUAGACUGUUACGGUGACCCUGCUGUGACGGGGAAGAUCGGCACUGACAUCCAGGACAACAAGUGCAGCUGGCUGGUCGUGACGGCUCUGGAAGUCAUGACUCCGAAGCAGAGAGCGGAGCUCGAGGCAUGUUACGGGCGGCACGACGAAGCCAGUGUGGAAAAGGUCAAGGCGCUGUACAAUACCCUGCAAAUGCCAACACUGUAUCACAAAUAUGAAGAGGAGAGCUACCAGCGGCUACAGAAGCUCAUCGCCUGUCACGCACAGAAUCUUCCUCACUCAGUCUUUCUCAAUUUCGCCAAGAAAAUCUACAAAAGGAACAAGUGAGAGGGUUUGCUGGCAGAGACUUUAAACAUUAUGAACAGGUCCUCUCUUUCUUGUCGGACUGUCAACGCUCUGAAUCCUGCAGGAGUUUUAAUAUUUCACGCUUCAGUAAUUUGUAGGUCUUUGGCUGUGGAUGUCAUCAAACACGUUGUAGCUACUCUUCAGUUUUUGCUAUUUAUUGAAGCUUUUGCAAAAUGGGCAUUGUCUAGAGUCAGAAGCAUCUUUUAGAUAUUGGAAUAGCUCGAGAAUGACCCACACUGGCCUUGAUUUAACUUCGGUAUUCGCCUGGCUGGAAUGAUCGCAUGAGAGAAUGAAAAUGCAGCCAAAAUGUUUAAUUCUUUUUCGAUCAAGCUCUGAAAGAGAAAGUCAACAUGCUGAAGUACAUUCAUCCUGGCAGAGGAAGUGAUUGAAUCUUCGCUUUUUAUACUGUAACAAUUUAGUUCACAAUAAAGAAUGUCUAUAAGUAGCAUUUUUAUAUGAGAUGUCACAUGUUUUUGUGUAUGAGUCAAGAAUGCAACAAUAACAAGAGAACACAUUAAACAGCAUACAUUU
Molecule: messenger RNA, 1852 nt
Organism: Salarias fasciatus (jewelled blenny)
Lineage: Eukaryota; Metazoa; Chordata; Actinopteri; Blenniiformes; Blenniidae
Gene: fdps
Product: farnesyl diphosphate synthase (farnesyl pyrophosphate synthetase, dimethylallyltranstransferase, geranyltranstransferase)
Exons: 9
Coding region: 110-1303 (397 amino acids)
Biological process (GO): trans, trans-farnesyl diphosphate biosynthetic process
Cellular component (GO): cytoplasm
Molecular function (GO): dimethylallyltranstransferase activity; (2E,6E)-farnesyl diphosphate synthase activity
Source: RefSeq, a predicted model, not a curated record